Molecule: messenger RNA, 1740 nt
Organism: Desarmillaria tabescens
Lineage: Eukaryota; Fungi; Basidiomycota; Agaricomycetes; Agaricales; Physalacriaceae
Exons: 2
Coding region: 1-1740 (579 amino acids)
Source: RefSeq, a predicted model, not a curated record
AUGCCUCGUCGAGCCAGGACAACUACCGCACCUACCAUCACACCCUCACCCGCUCCCAGAGACCAGUUCCAUCACUCCAUUCCGAGAUUCAUAUUGCGGCGUUUUCAUACUGGUCCUCGCAAAUCCAAAGCAGAGCGACGCAAAGAGUAUCAACGGACACACAUCGAUCCUGACCAUGUCUUUUACUACGACUUGGCGUCAGGGUGCCUCGAUGAUCGUUCGAUCGGGACCAUCUAUGGGCUCAAGAAUCUUUAUAGGGACGCAAGCAACCCCAGCAACGUCAAUGAACUGGAGGAAAAGCUUUCCGUGCUAGAAAGAGACGCUGCUGUGAUCAUCGAAGGACUCCAUUCCAGUCUUGCCGAUGGGAAAGCUAUCCUGAAACGGCAUGAUCUCGAGCGAUUGCGGAAGUUCUUAUUCAUAAUGCAUUACCGCAAUAUAGGGUCGUCGUACUUCAAUCCUGAUCAUCCCACUGGAGGCCCGCCCAUUCGGUUAUGGCUUGAGCGCUACAAAACCAAGCACCGGUGUCAGACACAUACCGAUGUGUGGUUACACGUCCUCCGCUAUUACUUGGAUACCCCUCAUUCACAGAUUGUUAACGAUGCCCAGGCGUUGUAUGAUCAGCAUGGCCGGGAGAAGAUCUAUCAUGCGGCGUUGACCCACAUCGAUCCCAACUUUGAGCAUUACGAGGCCGUUGCGUACUAUAUGCAAGCUGAGGAUUAUUUCUUGUGCAUAUGGGAGGCUAAUGCCACGUCGGAAUUCAUUCUGACUAGUCAGGGGUUUGGAUUGUGGGAGGGUAUAUCGGGAACAGGCCUCCGCAUUCAUCGUAUUUUUGUCGUCAGCCCCCGGAUUGCUGUCGUCUUGCGCUCCAACUAUCCCGUGUAUGAGGGACCCCUGCCAGUGAAUAGUUUAUUGUCUAGCAUUCACCAGGAGAGAUGCACCGUCAAACUCGUCAAUGGGGAAAACGGAUUCAUGUUCCCCGAGGGCAUGGACCAGGAGUCGUCAACCAACUGGAACCUUUUCAGAUCACCCGAUGAUCUUUUCACAUUUUCCAUAACGAAGCUCUCCCUCUCCGAGACCGAUGCUUUCAAUACCUUUCUUCUUGACAAUGUCAAAUAUCAUGGCGCCAUCACGUUUCUGGGGAAAGGACGUAUGUUGCGUACCAUCCAUACCUACGAUCAUAACCCAGCAAAUAAAUAUGAUCGACAAAAGUACACCUCGUUGAUGCGGCAUUUAUCGGUAAUCCCGACAGGUAUAACGCAGGUACCAUCACCAUACGAUCCAGUCGAUACAGAGCUCUAUACGGCUCUCAUGGGGAUCCUGCUCAAUGAAAAACUCUUCAUCUCUCGCUACAACCGCGCCUUGUCUGUUUUCCAGCUAGUAAAAGACCCUUCCCUGCGCAAAUCCUGCCCCUUCGUAUCGGAGCAUAUCUCCAACUUCCAUGCUGCUUUACAAGGAUGUCAAGACAAAUUUGACAGGGCUAUAGUCAGAGCUGACCGUCCUAUUACACUGGAACCGUCGCUAUCGGAGGAGGUCUCUUUGCAGGUGUUUGAAGCGCUCGAUCGGUUUGUAUUGGACAAGUUCAAUGUACGACUGACUUAUGAUACCAGUGACGUGCUUGGGCAGGUGGGCAAGGAGGUCAUGCUCAUCGCAUUCCUUGACUGGGUUAUUGACGAGGCAGUCCAUGUUUUGGAUAAAAUGCCUGUUGUAAUGAGGAGAACACUACGGAUUCAAUUUCCAUAA